AUGUCCUUCUGCGGGUUUUUGGGCGGCGAGAUCUACAAAGAUCAUUUCGAACCAGGGGUCGCUGAUGCUUGUUGGUUACCUGUGCAGGUGUGUUACGUGUGCUCCAAGUGUAGUCAUCCUCUGUUCUCCAGCCGCGCCAAGUUUGGCCACUCCUAUCCCUGGCCUGCCUUCACCGAAACCCUCAGAGAGGACAGCGUCACCAAAAUGAUGGAGACUCUCACGGCCUAUAAGGUUCUGUGUGGUCGCUGUGGAAACGUGGGUCACGAGUUUGUGAACGACGGCCCGGAGGGAGGCGUGUCACGCUUCUGA
Molecule: messenger RNA, 309 nt
Organism: Lampris incognitus (smalleye Pacific opah)
Lineage: Eukaryota; Metazoa; Chordata; Actinopteri; Lampriformes; Lampridae
Gene: msrb1b
Product: methionine sulfoxide reductase B1b
Molecular function (GO): peptide-methionine (R)-S-oxide reductase activity
Source: RefSeq, a predicted model, not a curated record